UUGGCCGGCAACGCCGCCAGAGACAACAAGAAGACGAGAAUCAUCCCCCGCCACCUGCAGUUGGCCAUCCGUAACGACGAGGAGUUGAACAAACUCCUGUCCGGCGUCACCAUCGCCCAGGGAGGUGUCUUGCCAAACAUCCAGGCCGUCCUGCUGCCCAAAAAGUCACAGAAGGCCACCGGCGGCAAGAGCUAA
Molecule: messenger RNA, 195 nt
Organism: Lymnaea stagnalis (great pond snail)
Lineage: Eukaryota; Metazoa; Mollusca; Gastropoda; Lymnaeidae
Source: the annotation of a GenBank genome assembly